This is a messenger RNA of Loa loa (African eye worm), 561 nucleotides long. RefSeq lists its product as hypothetical. The record is from RefSeq and is a predicted model, not a curated record. NCBI's taxonomy places the organism in Eukaryota, Metazoa, Nematoda, Chromadorea, Rhabditida, Onchocercidae. The transcript has 4 exons. The coding region runs from base 1 to 561 and encodes 186 amino acids.
AUGUUGGGAAAAGAAAAGUCGGAUAGCGGUACAUCGUCAGCACCAUUAGAAAAUUCUUCGUCGAACAUAAUUGGUCAAAGUACUUCCUCCUCGAUACUAUAUCAGCAGCCAUCUUUACAAGCUGUUCUUGGCCCACAGCCUCCAAUUAAUUGUGGUAUGGGAUUAUCGUCGUACAGUGAACCUCCUCCUUCAUAUCAAGCAGCAAUGGCAUAUCCAGCUGCUUCUGGACCAUAUUCGACUAAUUCAAAUGACAUGGCGUUUCCAAAACCUUAUGGUGCCGUUCCUCCAUAUCCUUUGCUCUCAGUUCCGAACCAGGUGUCUCCACCAACUUUACCUGCUCCAUUGCCUUCUGCGUCGUCACAACCUCCUCCAGUACCAGUACCACAUACAGGACAUUGCGCCUAUUGUGGAGUUGGAGUUCUCUCUGGACAGACGGAUCUGUUUUGUUUAGUCUGUCUGGUAUUGUUAGCGGUAUGUACAUUUCCUGUUGGUUUACUAUUCUUAUGUUUCAUUCCAUGCACAGUUCACAAACGAUGCAGUCAUUGUCGCAGGAUUGGGUAG